This is a messenger RNA of Panicum virgatum (switchgrass), 753 nucleotides long. Its product is annotated as glycine-rich cell wall structural protein 1.8-like. The coding region runs from base 1 to 753 and encodes 250 amino acids. The record is from RefSeq and is a predicted model, not a curated record. NCBI's taxonomy places the organism in Eukaryota, Viridiplantae, Streptophyta, Magnoliopsida, Poales, Poaceae. The transcript has a single exon.
AUGGUGAAAGUGGCGGGCGUGAGGUGGGCGGCCCGGCGGCAACUCCUUGGCCCUGAGUGGGGCUUGGUCGGCAGGGGUGCGGCGCAGCUCCGCGGCGUGGCGGCUCUGCUCGGCGAGGAGGUGGCCCCACUAGCGGGCACCAGUGGCGGGGGGGGGGGGGGGGGGCAUGCCCAGGCACGUCCCGCGCAAGCAGAGGCCGGAGGCAGGGCCCUGCGCGGCUCGCCGGUGGGGCAGGGGCACUGCUCGGGGUGCGGCGCGGCCGUGCGCUGGGGCCGGGCGGUGGGGGCCGUGGGCAGGUGGCGAGAGCGGGGCGGAGCCGUUCAGCUCACCCAGGGAAGCGGCGCGGAGGCGGGGUGGACGGCCCCCGGCACGCGGGCUGGGGCGGGGGUGUCCGGCGCCGUCGGCCUGCCUGGCGGCCGCGUGGACUGGGGCCGGCCGGGAGCGGAGAGGAGGCGGGGUGGAGGGCCCCGCCGGGCGAGCCGGGCCGGGGCGUGGCACGCCGGGACGCCGGUGUGGCAGACGCGGCGACCGGGGCCGGCCGGGCCGGCGCGUAGGCAGGGUGGCGGGGAGGGCGCGACGGUCGGGAGGCGGAGGCAAGGGGUGGCGCCGGAGGCGGGUGAGUGGGGUGGCGGCAGGGGAGGGUGCGGCGGCUGGGAAGGCGGUGGCAAGGGAGGUGCCGGUGGGUGGGAGGCCGUGCCGGCGGCGAGGGCGCAGAGGGGUGGCGGCAAGCACCAGCUAGCAGCACGCGGGUGA